AUGACAAAAGGCGAAAAGGUUUUAAAGCUUUAUACAAGGUCUCGCGGUUGUUGGGAUUCCAUUGAUUUUCGACAUCCAUCGACAUUUGAUGCGCUAGCGAUGGAUCACAAUCUGAAGAAGUCUAUUAUAGAUGAUAUAGAUAGGUUCUUGGCAAGGAAAGACUACUAUAAGAGAAUUGGAAAGGCUUGGAAAAGAGGAUACUUACUAAGGCUUGAAAAGAGGAUACUUUACUUAAUGGUCCCUCCUGGCACUGGAAAAUCAAGCCUUAAAUUGCAGGCUAUGGCUAUGGCUAAUUACCUCAAGUUUGAUGUGUUUGAUUUGGAGCUGGCCAAUAUUAUUUCUGAUGCUGAUUUGAGAAAAGCUAUGCUGGAUAUUAAUAGAAAGUCCAUAACUGUGAUUGAGGACAUAGAUUGCAAUUCUACUGCGAAUAAUCGAUCAAGAUCAGAAUCUGAUGAUUCUGAUAAUGUCCAGCUAUUUUCGCUCUCUGGUCUGCUAAAUUGCAUUGAUGGAUUGUGGUCAAGCUGUGGAGAAGAAAGGAUAGUAGUGUUUACGACAAAUCACAAGGAAUUUUUGGACCCAGCAUUGCUUCGUCCUGGCAGAAUGGAUAUGCACAUUCACAUGUCAUAUUGUACCAGUGAAGGAUUUAGAGUUUUGUGGCAGAGGCAACUCCUGCUUCUUUGGCUGUUGAUACAAAGUGCAGAGGCCACUCCUGCUUCUUUGGCUGAGGAAUUAUUGAAGAGUGAUGAUCCUGAUGUUGCUCUUGGAGAAGUACUCAAUUUUCUUAAGCAACAGAAAAUUAAAAAGGAUAAUGAAGAUAAAAUUGUAGAGGAAACGGAAAGCUCAGUUUAG
Jatropha curcas is the source of this 849-nucleotide messenger RNA. The record is from RefSeq and is a predicted model, not a curated record. NCBI's taxonomy places the organism in Eukaryota, Viridiplantae, Streptophyta, Magnoliopsida, Malpighiales, Euphorbiaceae.